AUGAAGGGAGGAGUAACUCGCAUGAAGGAGCACUUAUCCAGCUCACACAAGAAUGUAGCACCUUGUGCAAAUGUUUCGGAUAACGUGAAGGAGGAAAUUACACCUUAUAUGAAAAAGAGCACGACAACCAAACAUUUACAACAUGAGCAAUUUGAUGAAAGGGUCGAAUAUGAUGCUUACUUUGGGAGCGAGGGUGGAAAUGGCUCUUCUUCCACUAUACAUAAUAUAGGUGCACGGGGUCCUAUGGACCAGUACAUGACUACUCCAGGAGAGGAUAGAGGACAAGCACAGAUGAUGCCUGCGGCUGGGUUGUAUGGGAGAGGGUUGAAGGCACCUUCCAUGUACGAGUUGCGAACAUGGAUUUUAAAGGAGCUGCAGAACAUAGAGCAUAACAUUGAUGAGAUUAAACGGACAUGGAUUGAGACUGGUGUUACCAUUAUGUUAAAUGGGUGGUCUGACAUGAAGAGCAGGAGCUUGAUUAAUAUCCUUGUUAACAAUCCCUACAGCACUGUGUUUUUACGGUCAGUUGAAGCUUCAGAUGAGAUUAAAAAUGCUGAAUUCAUUUUCAAUUUAAUAGAUGGGGUUGUUGAUGAGAUUGGGGAGCAAUUGGUUGUUCAGGUGGUGACUGACAAUGCAAGUGCAUACAAAGCAGCUGGUCAGAUGUUAAUGAAGAAGAGGAAACACCUGUAUUGGACCCCCUGCACAGCACACUGCAUUACUUUUAUAUUGGAGGAACUUGGUGAUUUACCUCAACAUAAGAGUGCUCUUUCAAGGGCGAAGAAGAUCACAAAGUUCAUAUACAACCACUCGUGGGUCUUAGCUUUAAUGAGAAAGUUUUCAAAGAAGGAAAUCAUCUGUCCUGCAACCACUGGGUUCGUUAUUACAUUUGUUUACUUCAAAUCAUUUUCAAUUCUUAAUGCAAAUUUAUUCUACAGGUUUUUCACAUCUUAUUUGACACUGCAGAGCCUGUUAGAUGUGAGGCAACCUCUUGACGCAAUGUUUACAUCAACAUAA
Molecule: messenger RNA, 1014 nt
Organism: Dendrobium catenatum
Lineage: Eukaryota; Viridiplantae; Streptophyta; Magnoliopsida; Asparagales; Orchidaceae
Exons: 2
Coding region: 1-1014 (337 amino acids)
Source: RefSeq, a predicted model, not a curated record